AUGUCUGGGUCAUGGAAUCAUUCGGAUGGUACACAGACGCCAGGUUCUGUGAACGGGUCAAUAUCUGGGGAGGGGGCUGCGAAUCGGUUGCCCCAGCUUGCCCCUCCUGCGGUUAACAUACAGAUUAAACCGGACAUUGAGCAACAACAACAGCAUCAUCACGUGACUUUACCGUCCAUUUCCACUAUCAGCAGUGCUAAUGGUGGUGGUAAUUCUGUUGUGGGUGCACAACACGGCCAUACUCAUGGACACACGCAUACGCAUUCCCAUUCUCAGACUCAAAGUCACGUACAGGAGGCUUUACCGGGAGUUUCGGCCUCUACCGAGUCCAGCAAUAGUGUGGGGUUACAUGAGAGUACAGCUGGAGGUAAUGGUGCGUCUAUUGUAACAAAGAAUAAUAUUCCUAAUUCGACUACCUCCAUCCAGUCCUUAGUUCAACCACCGGAGCAAAUGCCACAGCAGUCUCAAGCCCAAGCCCAUCAGCCACAGCAACCAAUAAUACAAACACAUGCUUCAGAAAUGGAACAGUCUAUGGGCGCUGGCCAAGAUUCUUCAUACAGACCUUUGAAUGUCAAGGAUGCUCUUUCGUACUUGGAACAGGUAAAGUUCCAGUUUAACACAAGACCGGAUGUCUACAAUCACUUCUUGGAUAUAAUGAAAGAUUUCAAAUCUCAGGCCAUUGAUACUCCAGGGGUGAUUCAACGUGUUACGACGCUAUUCCAAGGAUUCCCCAAUUUGAUUCAAGGGUUCAACACUUUUUUGCCUCACGGGUAUAAAAUUGAGUGCUCUUCGAAUCCUGAUGACCCAAUUAAGGUUACUACUCCGUUUGGAACUACAGGGGAGGUUUCUGCGGGCCCACCUCUUCAACAACCGGGCCAGGCUACACCACAGGGGCAGCAACCACAACAACAGCCACAGCAGUUAGGCUCUAUUGGAAGUAUGAAGAUGGAGGACCAAAAUGUUGAAAGGCAACAACAACAACAACAACAGCAACAGCAACACAAUUUGCCUCAGAUAGGUGGCAGCAACCAAGGACAGCCUCCACAAUUGCAGGAACAAUCCAAAAACCAGCAACACACCUUAUUAUCGCAGCAACCAACUCAACCACAACAGUCAUCUCCACCUCAACAAAUGCAACCACAAGCACAGCCACAAGCACAAGUGCAACAAGCUUUACCACAAACACAACCUGUUGCUCAACAACUUGUAAACCAAAACUUCUCCGCUACUAAUGCGGCUAUUAUCUCAGGUAUGCCAGGUCAACAAAAAGCCGGAGAAGUUGAGUUUUCUCAUGCCAUUAGUUACGUCAACAAAAUCAAAACCAGGUUUGCUGAUCAACCAGAUAUCUACAAACAGUUUUUGGAAAUCUUGCAAACUUACCAAAGGGAACAAAAACCAAUCAAUGAGGUUUACGCUCAAGUUACUGUACUAUUCCAACAAAAUCCUGAUCUCUUGGAUGAUUUCAAAAAGUUCCUUCCUGAUUCUUCUGUCGCUCCUCAACAAAAUAUCCAAUCCUCUCCACAGGAAAAUCAACAGAAUGUACUUUCCUCUCAACCUUAUAUCCCACAAGGACAUCCUAUUCAAGGCCAAGGCUACUAUGGUCAACCGGGAAUUGUAAUGCAACAAACUAAUCUUCCACCUUUAGGAAACUUCUCAGCUUCUGGUCAAGCUUCACCUGCAGAAACAAACCAUAUGCUGCCUUCAAUGCAUCAGCAUAUAUCGGGUGGUCAAGUUCUGCCUCAACAUGUUGUCACCCAAGGCAUGUCUAACCAAGAAAUUCCUGUGUCUGACAUGAGAUCAACUAUGAAUGGCGCAUAUAAUCAAAUGGAAUACAUGCAGGCCGCUGCUGGUUAUCAACAACAAAUGGACGGUAUGCAAUAUAUGGAAGCUCCUAUGGCACGUCCUGAAAUUGAUUUAGAUCCAAGUUUGGUUCCAGUAGUUCCAGAACCUAUCCAGCCUCCGGAAGACGCUGUUGCCCUAAGUGAUGAAGUCACUUUCUUUGAUAGAGUGAAGAGAUUUAUUGGAAAUAAACAGGUUUAUGCCGAAUUCUUAAAGAUUCUUAACCUAUAUUCUCACGAUCUUUUGAGCACCUCAGAGCUGGUUUCGAAAGUUGAGUUCUAUUUAGAAAACUCUAAGGAACUCUUCGAUUGGUUCAAGAGUUUUGUUGGUUAUGAAGAAAAACCAAAAAAUAUCGAGAAUAUUGUUCAUGAAAAACACAGAUUAGAUCUAGAUCUAUGCGAGGCAUGUGGUCCUAGCUAUAAAAGGUUACCCAAGGACGAUACCUUCAUGCCUUGCUCAGGAAGGGAUGAAAUGUGCUGGGAAGUAUUGAAUGAUGAAUGGGUCGGUCACCCAGUGUGGGCUUCAGAAGACUCUGGGUUUAUUGCUCAUCGUAAGAAUCAAUAUGAAGACACUUUGUUCAAAAUUGAAGAAGAGAGACAUGAAUAUGACUUUUACAUCGAAUCAAACCUCAGAACUAUCCAGACCUUGGAGACCAUUGCCAAUAAGAUUGCAAAUAUGACCCAAGAAGAAAAGAACAACUUCAAACUUCCCCCUGGAUUGGGUCACACUUCCUUGACCAUUUACAAAAAGGUUAUCAGAAAAGUAUACGACAAGGAUAGAGGCUUUGAAAUUAUCGAUGCCUUGCACGAACAUCCUGCCGUCACUGUACCAAUUGUUCUCAAAAGACUUAAACAAAAGGAUGAAGAAUGGAGAAGAGCUCAAAGAGAAUGGAAUAAGGUAUGGCGUGAAUUGGAACAAAAGGUGUAUUAUAAAUCUUUAGAUCAUCUAGGUCUUACAUUUAAACAGGCUGACAAGAAACUCUUAACAACCAAACAACUAAUCUCAGAAAUAAGCAGUAUCAAGGUUGAUCAAACAAACAAAAGAAUUCACCCUCUAACUCCCAAGCCAAAGAGCCAACUUGACUUUGACAUAAAUGAUCAUGACGUUCUAUUCGAUAUUUUGGAUCUUAUUUUCACAUUCCUUCAUGCGAAUGCCACUUACUCAAAUCCCGAUAAAGUUAAGUUACAACAAUUCUUCAAGGUAUUUAUUUCACUUUUCUUUUCCAUUCCUGUCGAAGAAGUCGAGGAGGCUGUUAAAAAACGGUUUUCUAUGGCCGAACAAGAAAAUGCUGAAGAAGAAACCAAUCCAAACGAACCAGAAAAAUCAAAUAAACGGUCUUUACAAGAAGAGGAUUCAUUAACUCUACGAGAAAUUUUAAGAAGAAAUAAGAAUGCUCGUUCAUCUACUUCGGAGGAAAAUGGUAGCAACUCGUCCACAAAGGCAAAUGAAAAGGAUGAAACUGAAAUUAUUGCCGAAGAGGCCGCGAAACCUUGGUUACUUGGAAGCCUUGUGGAUGAGGCGAAUAGCAGCGGUGUGGUAGGAAAUAGACAUCUGUUCAACCUUUUUGCCAAUACUACCAUCUAUGUCUUUUUCCGUCAUUUGAAUACUAUGUAUGAGAGAUUAUCGGAGGUAAAGGUUAUUGAUAAGGAUGUCACGGAGGAGAUUCAAAACCGUAAGGUAGUUCAAUUUGCGAGCGAUUUGAAUCUAGUGUCAACUCAACUUUCAGAUAUGGGAUUAGACUUUAAAGGGACAAAAGCUUACGAUGAGUUGUUAAGACUAUCAAAAAGGCUUAUUGUCGGUGAUUUAGACCAUCAAUGGUUUGAAGAGAGUCUACGCCAAGCUUACAAAAACAAGGCAUUUAAGAUAUAUACAGUUGACAAAGUUAUUCAAUCCCUUGUGAAGCAUGCACACAGUAUCAUAUCUGAUCCAAAGAAUUCUAUGGUUUUAAUAUUAUUCGAACAAGACAGAUUAAAGAAGGAUACUACAGCUAAAGAACAAAUAUUGUAUCGUUUGAAAGUACGAAACACUAUAGGUGAAUCUGAAAACAUGUUCCGUAUCGAGUUCAACAAUAAAAAUUCACAUACCUGUAUUCAGUAUGUUGCUGUAGAUGAUUUAACGUUGAAAGAGCCUCAAAAUAUGAAAGAAAAAUGGGAUUAUUAUGUUACAUCCUAUUCACUCUCUCAUCCAACAGAAGGUGUAGCAGAAGAUCAAAUUAGCCAACCGUUCCUCGAGAAAAUAGUAGAAAAAGAAGCAGAAUACAUUGACGAAGAAGAACCAAAUAAGAGAUAUUCACCUGAAGGUAUUUCUGAAUCAAAAUUAAAGGUCAAAAUCCACCCCGAGACAUAUCAAUUAAGCUUUGAACCAGGAUCAUCUGAUGUGUUUACCAGGAAAUCAGUCAAUAGUUUCCCAGAACCUAGAGAGGCCAAUACUGCUGAUAAAAUGCGAAACUUUUUAGAUGGAUCCAAUGGAUGGAAAAAGAAUAUUUCUUCAGCAGAUGCAGAACUUGCUGAAGCAAAGACGAAGGAUUUGAAAGAAAAUGGAGUUUUUAAGAUUGAUGAAAUAAAAACUGAUAAAGCCGAAGAAUCAAAUGGUGUGAUUAAUGCAGAAGAAUCAAAAACAAUUGAUAAGUAA
Molecule: messenger RNA, 4470 nt
Organism: Kluyveromyces marxianus DMKU3-1042
Lineage: Eukaryota; Fungi; Ascomycota; Saccharomycetes; Saccharomycetales; Saccharomycetaceae
Gene: SIN3
Product: transcriptional regulator SIN3
Exons: 1
Coding region: 1-4470 (1489 amino acids)
Biological process (GO): negative regulation of transcription by RNA polymerase II
Cellular component (GO): Sin3-type complex; chromatin
Molecular function (GO): transcription corepressor activity
Source: RefSeq, a predicted model, not a curated record